UCGUGAAGUGGGUACCCUGUAAUUUGGCAAAUAUGUCAGCGAAGUGAGAAAAAAUGGAGUUAUCCGAAACUAGGGCAGUGUGUUAGUUUGUUCGUUUGUGUGUAAACAAACCAGCCAAAUGACAAUGAUUAACCACAUAGCCUAUAUCUCACAGUGUGUGUAAAGUCUUUGCGCCUCUAAGUUUUGUAUUAAAAUUGGUCACUAAAGAAUGUUACAAGCGCUGUAGUGUACUUUGCAAGAUUACAACGCAACAGUGGCUAGCCUUCUCUUGACUUCAAGAUGCUGUAGUUAGGUAUGCGUCGCAGUGGCCCUGUUGGGGGUGGGGGAGUAGGGGGUUUCAGUAAACCUCCUCCAGCCCCUCUUACACAUGGGAGCUCAGGUCGAGUACGACUUCACACACCGGAGGUCAAUGGUUCUUUGGGAAAGGACAGAUUUGGUUCUCCUCGAGAGAGGUCCCCAAGUCUUGUUGGAAGUUUGCCAUUGUCCCCAUCUCAUCCUAGUAGCAGAGAGAAGUCUCCCAAUCCAGCUUCUCAAGACCUACAUGACUGCUCCAUGUGUUUAUCUGCUUAUAUACAGUCUUUAAAUACAGUUUGUGGAACAGCUUGCAGGCUGUCACAGUGCCUUGCACAAGUUUCUACAGAAAAUGGGCUUGGGGAUCCUUAUGUCAAUGCUGGUCAAACAACAGCUAACCCUGUACGGGAGGCAGCUGAUGCAUGGGAGGGUGUAGCUCGUGCUGUUGGUGUGGCGAGUGCUGCUGUUAAGACACAGAUGUUGGUUUUGUUACAGGAGGUUCAAUCUCGACCAGAUAUUUCUGAUACUGUUAGGAGACAGGAGAUAAAUAGGGUAACUCAAGCAAUGUUGUCUGCAUUUUUGGGCUUGCAGUAUCAAUUUUCAGCAGUAGUCAUUGAGAGAUUCACUGGAAUAUUGCAAAAUCUUAGAGAUGAGAGCCAAUGUGUGUCAUCACAGCAACAGGCUAGUAUGUUGCUUAAUAAAUCUACAAAUUCAGGGGUGCCUGCACAUCCCACAGACCUGUCUCAGGGAAACAGUCAGUAUCCACAGUCAGGUCAGCAACCUUGGGUACCUGGACAGCAGCAGCAACAACAGGUUACAACAGGUAGUAUGAAAAAUGUGCAAGCAGUUCCUCUCUUAGAAAGCCCAGGGAAAGAAGAAAAAGCACGAAGUCGUCACCCCUCUGGUGGUCAUUCCCGACACACUUCAUCUGCUCCUGGCUGGUCCAACUCGAGCAGUGGUGUGACAGGGUGCCCAAGUAGCACAAGUUACAGCUCCAACUCAAAUUAUGGCUCUAGUCUCAGUCUAAGUGUAAAUACCUUAUCUCCAGGCUCAUGUUAUGGACUCUUUCCUUAUAUGAAUGGUAGCUCUUCAGGUUGGCCCAAUGAUGCAUUAUCACGACGUUGGUCUAUGGGAGGGCCAAGUACUGAUGGAUGGGAAAGAAAUUCUAGCUUGGGACCAUUUACUCUUAUUGCAAAUAGACGGUGGUCAGUGCCAGAAGCAAGUGAACAUGAUGUAAACACACAGAGUGAGAGCGACACUGACUUUUACGGUUGUGGAUUGCAAGGGGACUGGAAUGGUACCAUGGGUAGCAGUGCAGCAUCGUGGGGUUCGAGAGGUGGUCUUCAUGUGCCAUCAAGAGACAGCAGUGUGACUAGAAGUCCUAGUCAUAGCCGCUCCGUGACUCCAGAUCCCAGUAGACAACCAUCAUUUGUUAGUAAUGAAGAACUCCAAGAAGUGAUUGACCUUUUGUCUCUUCCAAUAAUCACUGAUGUUGGUGGAAAUGGUAACGGAGUUGGGGCUUUCAGUGGUUUUGCUGCUGGAGGAAGUGUUAGUGGUGGUUGUGGUGCUGGUGAAACAUCUGGAAAUGGUAGUGGGACUGGAGGAGGAGGGUGUUCUAGUGGUGGUGGUGGAGGAAGGGGAGGAGCCUCCCCAGUGACAUUUAGUCCAAGUCAUCAUUCAUCCUUGACACAGCUGUUUGAAGAAGCUAAUAAGCAGCAAAAACAGCAGCAGCAGCCACAGCAACAACAGCAGCAACAACAGCAUCAUCAACAACCGGCUUCUGUGCAAAAGAAACCAUUAAGCAGCCCAAAUCCUCAGUCACAGAUCCAGUUCCUUGAGCAGGUUACCCCACCACCAGCACAGCAGUCACCACAACCUGCACCAAAUAGUCAACACCAGCAACAGCUUCCAAAUAAGGGUUGCUCUUCAUCUGGUCAUUCGAUGGGUGAAGUUGUUGUAGAAGUAUCAGAAAAUAAUACCCAAGUUAGUACACCAAUCUGGCCUCCAUCUGGAAUUGCUCCAGGUGUUACGCUUACUGAGUGUUCGAGUGGAGAAGAAAAACCUUCCUUGCCACUUUGGACAGAAGGCAUUACCUGUGAAAGAAGAAAUAGUUCUAGCCUUGGCCGAGAUGCUCCAAAUCGGGCUUCCUGGCCUGCAGCUUCAAGUUUACUGUGGGCUGGUUUAGAUGGGUUCAUAAGUGAAGGUGAGAGUGAGGAAGGUGGAAAUGUGUCUCCUAUCAAUUUGCCACAGUACCGCCGUCACUCAACAGAUAUCACACACCUGUCAUUUAACUCUACGUCUCCUCUUAUAGCUAAAACCAAGAGUUCAGACAAUAUAACAGUAGGGAAUGAAUUAUCAGGGAAGUGCAGCUGUGCAGAAGGUAAUCUACAGCGACUUCUUCUCCUAAAUUCCAUCCUCCCGGCGCCGGCGCCACCUACACCCACUUCUCAGUACUCACUCUUUAGUUCUACUUAGCCGAGUUCUCCAAAUUUCCCUCGUUAUAAAAUGAAGUAUUUUAUUGACCACUGUAAAAGUGUAGCUGUUGCUUCUUUAAGUUGUGAAGGGAAAUAGUUUUGCAUAUGAUGAAGUAAUAGCACUUAGUUUCUGAAACAAAAACACAAAGAAAAGAAAAGGCUCACUUUAUGUGUUUGUUGUGUCUGGAACAUAGCAAUGACGUUACGAUUGAUGUAUAUGUAAAUUAUUCUUGGGAGGCUCUGACUCAUUGUACAUAGAAAGUUUAACUAUAUAACAUUGGUGUAAAUAGUUUUUCAGAUAGAUUUCUUACAGCAUUGUACAUAUACUCUGGAGAGUUUAUCUCACAAUGAAUUAAUGUCUGUUAACUGUUAAAACUUUAUUAAAGAAUUACUGUAAAUAUUGGAGGGAAAAACCUUUAAAAUAUUUUUUGUCUUUGGUGUUGCACUAUAUGAAAUUUUUGAACUGAAAGGAUAAUUGUCUUUAGUAACUGUGUUGAUAUCAAAAAUAAGAUUUACAGAAGCAGCUUUAUGUAAUAUUGUACAACUGUAUAUACAACGCUAAAUGAAUGACAUCUCAUUUGUGACUUGGAAUACACCUGGAUGUACAAAGCAACAGUUAUGACAGAUGUAAUUUUGCCUUUUAAUAUUUAAAAAGAAGAGGUCAUGUAGAAUAACUGCAACAUUUUUUGAGCUUUUAAUUUGUUGUUUUUGGUAAUUUUGUAUGUUAGAUACAGUGCAGUUUUUAAAGUGAGACAUAAUUGUGAAAUGUAAGGCUGCAUUUUUUUACUAUGAAAAUAAUAAUUAUAGCUCUCUUUGAUUAUUAAUGUUCAUUGUGGUUGAAUGUGAAGGAGUUUGAAUAGGUUGUAUUGUGAAUUGUUUUAACAGUGACAAGGGCUCACGAGGGUAUUAUUCUGAAAGGGUGAUUUUCUGAAAGACUUGAGGGUUGAAGGUGGAUUCUGCAAUAUUUAUUCAAUACCAGUCUCUGUUCUUAUGAUUGAUAUACUGUCUAUAAAGAAAGCUUGAGCAACUAUUUAUAAACUUAGGUAAUAUUAUUUCAUUAGAAUUAUUAUUAGUAAAAAAAUUAUCCAAACAGUAGUGAGGGAGAGCUAAAAUCUGGAGCAAGACAGAGACAAAGAGGUGGGGCAGCCAAGUGGGAAGAGACCAAAGGGAAUGGUUAAAACAUAAGACAGAAACCAGUGCAGCUAGGAGCUAUGAAAACUGCUUGUAUAUUGUUUAGUGUGCCAUGAAAGACAUAUACUGUACUUGGCACUGCCUCCAUGGUAUCUUUAGUUUUGGUUUGCUAAAGCCAUAAAGCAUGUAAUGAAGUUAAUACCAUGACAUGACAUAUAUUGAAUCAUCACUUACAUGAAUUUCAUUUUCUUUUGAGACGUGCUUUCUAAAGUAAAGUAUUUAUGCAUCAUAUACACUCAUGAACAAGCCAAAAAUUCAUUUUUGGCUUGUUCAUGAGUGCAUUUAAUUUUUAAAAAAUGCAUUUAAUUUUAUUGAAUACCUUUUUUUAUUUUAUUUUAUUUGUUUUUGUCUUGUAUAAGAUAAAGAAAAGUGAUUCUUAGGAUUUAAUUUGAGAGAUGAUUUGAAGAACUGUAGGUAUUUGAAGUUUGCCAUAGAGACUGAGGUUUUGUUUUGGUGCAAACAGUAUGUUGUUUCACUGAAUUUUCUUUGAAGGUUCAAGAGUACAGUGUAACAUGAAUUUUUUAUUUAGCUAGAGUUGAGUUAUGACAAAAACCCUGACUGUGGUCUUCAGGUAGGCUUGACAAAAUAGGGUUUUGAUGGAGAAUACAGAAUUAUUGCUCCAAAACUAAAUAUUCAUAUACAUAUUGAAUCAUUUUUAUGGAUUAAUGAAUAGAAUUAUAAUUAAAUACAUUGUUCACCGGACCUAAAAUGCAUUUAUUUCAUUGAUAACUUGAGAAUGGAUGUUUUCAAGAACUCAUACAUGGUAUUGUGGAGAAACUUACCUCUCCAAGGCUUUUUUUAUUGAAUGUGUAUGGGUACAUAAAUUGCAAGAUUAGCAGGUCAGUUAAUUCAACUUGAAAUUUGGACAGCUGCCUUUUCAAGGGCCAAAAACUUGAUUUUAUGUAUAUUUCUACUUAUAUGUUUACCAUCAAAUCAAGAAUUACCUUGUUUUUCCAGUGGAACAGCUUGAGAAUUAACAUGCAAAAAACCUUCAAGUUUUGUGAAGGAACUUAAAACCAGAUGGGUUAAUUGAACAUACCUUUAUUACUGCAAGUACCAUAUCAGCAGGUAAUACGGCUUUUUUCAUUUAGUAUGGCUGCUAUCAUUGCUGUGCUUGGAAAUGAGGAGCUGUGGCCAGUAUUGCAGCGUGGUGUUUUUUGAAAUUAUUAUCUGUAAGCUUUAGAGUUUUACAUUUAGCAUCCAAAAUGUAAUGCUAUCAUGUGAAAUGAUAGCACCAUGUAAGCUGUUAUGAGUUAGUCAGGGUUUCCAUUUGGUCUUUUGAUUCCACAAUAAAUACCAGUGCACCCAGAAACUUCAUAUAUCUCAGGAAAGUUAACAUCCAUAAGGCAUGAAGUCCAUCAGCUACUGAUAUAAUGGUUUCACCACUAGUCACCCAAAUAAACAACUAGAAAUUACAACCAUAGUAGCUUUAAACUUUGGGGAAGACUUGAUACCACAAACAGGACUAACAACUUAGUGUCUAAUGCCAUCAUGUAUUACUUCUCAAAGCCAGAGAACUACAAAAUCCAGCCAUUUUAAAACUGGUGGGAGACUUGCAAAACCCUUGAACUUAGUAUUACUUUAUAAAGUAAAACUCCUACCAUAACUGUAUCUGCCAGGUUUGGAAUUUGCACAGUAUUCCUGUCAACACUGCAAGCCAUACUACUACUCUCAUGCCAUAUUGCAGGUGGCAAAAAGUGUGGCAGGUAAUAUGACUGAGGAUUGUGUUUGAGUAUGAGUACUGGCUUUUUAGUAGUAUUCAUAUAGGAAAAAAUUAUCAUUUACAUAUUUGCAAACGAAGCCAACUCAUUAAGCCUGGGAUUUUUUCUGUAUAAUUUCUCUCCCAAGUACAAACAGAAAUUAAUUUGCAAGUGCAAUUUCAGUUAAUUUUUCAAUAAUGAAUACAAUCACCAAUUACUGGAUUUUACUACAUGAGAUAGUCUACGGUAAUAAUUUACUGUGUCAUGAUAAGGAAAGAUUACUUAGCAUUGCAUGAGGGGGACAGAAAUCUGGACUAGGUGACAAGUAGCAGUGUGCAUGAUUAAGGGGGAAAACUUGGUAUACUAAUGUAUUUUGCUGGUGAGUUUCUUUGUUAGCUUUGUCUAAAGCUUCCUUUUAUGACAUACUGUACUUCUCUUGAGUAUCAAAUGUAGUUUGAUAUAUUAUGUAACUAACUUAUGGGGUGGCGAACACCAUUACAGUUUAUUUCAUGGUAUUGCAGAGUAAGAAUCACUGUACCAGCUUUCAUCUUAGGUUCCUUCAAUUACAGGAAUUUGAGGAACCAUGGAAGCUUUGGGGAAUGUUGUUCAUGUAAAUAUUUGCAACAGCAUUUAAUUUUCUUCUCCAGAUGUAAUGUUUUUUGCCUACAGUAACUGGAAGGCUAUGCAUUUUCUCUCUUCAGAUUAAUCCAAAUGCUGAUUGGCAGUCUUACCUUUCAGGAUUCUGAUUUGCAGGUCUGUAGCUUCUGACAGACUGUCAGGGUGUUUUCUUCAAGUUCAGUGUCUGGAGCAAUGUUCUUUCAAGAGAUUGCUCUUUCAGUGCUAAAUUUUCAUAGUUGAAGGUUAUCUGACCUGUGAAAGAACUAGGUUUUUGGAAACCAUAUGCAGAAUAUCUAGACCUGUACUGAGAAGGUAAGCAAUAUAGCUGGUUGAGUGCAGUGGCUGCACCUAUUAACUAUAUUCUUGCUUUGGUAGCCAUUUGUAUUUUGCCCGAAAACGUUACAAAUCAAUGUUUCUUGAGGAUUGAUUGUGGAUAUUAAAAAGCAUAAACUACAAGCCAUUAAAAAGAUACUAAGUCUG
Molecule: messenger RNA, 6754 nt
Organism: Macrobrachium nipponense
Lineage: Eukaryota; Metazoa; Arthropoda; Malacostraca; Decapoda; Palaemonidae
Product: la-related protein Larp4B-like
Exons: 10
Coding region: 295-2766 (823 amino acids)
Source: RefSeq, a predicted model, not a curated record